AUGUCGACCAUCAAUGAGCCUGCCGACCCAAUCGCUCAAGGAAUCUGGCCUACAGCCAAACAAUCAUGGUCCGAUCUGUUCAAGUGGAAGCAGAGAGUAGUCGUCUAUAACGAGAGUGGAGAGACCACGACCGAAUGGCAAAGACCUCCAAAGCUUGUCAACCCUUUCAGCCUGAUGGCGCAGCUCACUGCCAUGAAUUGGGUCUUCUUCAUCGUUGGUCUUGCGGCUUGGACUGCUGAUGCUUUCGAUUUCCAUGCUCUGUCUAUUCAGACAGUCAAACUUGCAAAGUACUACAAGGUCACCAAGACCGAUAUCUCUGAAGCCAUCACUCUUACCCUACUCUUGCGAUCUGUCGGGGCUGCUAUGUUCGGCUUCGCAGGUGACAAGUGGGGUCGCAAAUGGCCUAUGGUCGCCAACAUGAUUAUCCUUGGUCUUUUGCAGAUCGCCACCAUCUACUCCACAACUUUCCAGCAGUUCUUGGCUGUUCGCAGUCUGUUUGGUCUCUUCAUGGGUGGAGUGUACGGUAACGCUGUCGCUAUGGCUCUUGAGAACUGUCCAACAGAUGCUCGCGGUCUGAUGUCUGGUAUCUUACAACAAGGAUACUCCAUGGGCUAUGUCUUUGCCGCCUGCGCAAAUCUCGGCGUUGGUGGUGCAGUCGAGACAUGGAAGACAGUCUUCUGGAUUGCAGCGGGCCUCUCCAUCGGUGUUGGUCUUAUUCGAUGCUGCUUCCCUGAGUCUAAACAGUUCCUUGAGUCCAGGAAGAACGGCAACAAACGUGCUCCUGGUGCUUUCUGGCAAGAAACUAAGCUCAUGCUUGCUCAGCAGUGGAAGAUGUGUAUCUACUGUAUCAUUUUGAUGACUUGGUUCAACUACUACAGCCAUACUUCCCAGGACAGCUACACCACUUUCAUGCUUACCCAGAAGGGUCUUAAGAAUGAUGGUGCCAGUCGUGCUUCAAUCUUGAUGAAGACUGGUGCCUGUGUCGGUGGGACAAUCAUUGGUUACCUUUCUCAGUUUGUAGGCCGCCGUCGCGCCAUCAUCGUGGCUGCCUUGGUCAGUAUGUGCCUCAUCCCAGCAUGGAUCCUUCCUAGGGGCGAAGGUCCACUCUCAGCCUCAGGUUUCAUGAUGCAAUUCUUUGUCCAAGGCGCCUGGGGCGUGAUCCCGAUCCAUCUCAAUGAGCUUGCACCUCCCGCUUUCCGAUCGUCCUUCCCUGGUAUAACGUACCAGCUGGGCAACAUGAUCUCCUCACCUUCUGCUCAGAUCGUCAACGCCAUCGCGGAGUCGAACUUUGUUAAGGGACCCAAUGGCAAAAGAGUUGAAGCUUACGGACCUGUCAUGGGUAUCGCUACUGCGAUCAUCGCCGCAGGUAUCGCAGUCACGACAGCUCUUGGACCUGAAAAGAGAGGAAGGAGUUUCGAA
Molecule: messenger RNA, 1419 nt
Organism: Aureobasidium melanogenum CBS 110374
Lineage: Eukaryota; Fungi; Ascomycota; Dothideomycetes; Dothideales; Saccotheciaceae
Product: MFS general substrate transporter
Exons: 5
Biological process (GO): carboxylic acid transport; transmembrane transport
Cellular component (GO): plasma membrane
Molecular function (GO): carboxylic acid transmembrane transporter activity
Source: RefSeq, a predicted model, not a curated record